Molecule: messenger RNA, 3771 nt
Organism: Mercurialis annua (annual mercury)
Lineage: Eukaryota; Viridiplantae; Streptophyta; Magnoliopsida; Malpighiales; Euphorbiaceae
Product: protease Do-like 7
Exons: 24
Coding region: 211-3561 (1116 amino acids)
Biological process (GO): proteolysis
Molecular function (GO): protein binding; serine-type endopeptidase activity
Source: RefSeq, a predicted model, not a curated record
UUGACCAUUAGUUUGGUUUGAACCAAAUUUUGAGUCUGAUUCGGUAAAAUACUCGUGAUCACACAAUUGACCAUACCUGACACGAGUAGUAACAGAUUUCAACACUCUUCACUUCUAACUAACCCCUUACUGAAAAAGGGUCUACUAUAUUUUCCUUCACUUUCUCAAGAAAAUAAAAACUUUCCCGACUGAAGACAGACAGUAAAAACUAUGGGGGACCCUCUCGAGAGAUUGGGAUCGGAUACGGCCAUGGCCGGACUCGAGUCAAGCAUGAAGGAGGAGUUAUGCAUGGAGAUCGACCCUCCGUUCAGAGAGAACUCUGCCUCCGCCGAGGAUUGGCGUAGGGCUCUCAGCAAGGUGGUCCCCGCCGUCGUUGUGCUGCGUACAACUGCUUGUCGCGCGUUUGAUACUGAGUCCGCCGGUGCUAGUUACGCCACCGGUUUUGUCGUCGACAAACGCCGUGGAAUUAUUCUCACUAAUCGACAUGUCGUCAAGCCUGGACCUGUAGUUGCUGAGGCAAUGUUUCUAAAUCGUGAAGAAAUCCCCAUUUAUCCGAUAUAUCGUGAUCCUGUUCAUGAUUUCGGCUUCUUCCGCUAUGACCCUAGCGCUAUCCAAUUUUUGAAUUAUGAGGAGAUUCCUCUUGCCCCUGAAGCUGCUUGUGUUGGACUGGAAAUCAGGGUUGUUGGCAAUGACAGUGGUGAGAAGGUUUCCAUCCUGGCUGGUACUCUUGCUCGUUUAGAUAGAGAUGCACCUCAUUACAAAAAGGAUGGGUAUAAUGACUUCAAUACAUUUUACAUGCAAGCUGCAUCUGGGACUAAGGGUGGCUCAAGUGGUUCCCCAGUGAUCGAUUGGCAAGGAAGGGCUGUAGCCUUGAAUGCUGGCAGCAAGUCCUCAAGUGCUUCUGCCUUUUUCUUACCCUUAGAACGAGUUGUUAGGUCACUUGAAUUUCUUCAGAAGGGAAGAGAUUCUUAUACAAGUAAUUGGGAAUCAGUUCCAAUAACUCGUGGUACGCUUCAGGCAACAUUUCUUCAUAAAGGAUUUGAUGAGACACGCCGGCUUGGUCUUCAAAGUGAAACCGAGCAGCUGGUACGGCUUGCAUCUCCACCAACAGAAACUGGAAUGCUGGUUGUGGAUUCUGUGGUGCCAGGUGGUCCAGCUUAUAAACAGUUAGAACCAGGCGAUGUGCUUGUUCGUGUGAAUGGAGAAGUAACUACACAAUUUCUGGAAAUGGAGAGUUUACUUGACGACAGUGUUGACAAGAAGAUUGAGUUACAGAUUGAAAGGGGUGGCAUGUCUUUGACUGUAAAUUUAGUGGUUCAAGAUUUACACUCGAUAACUCCUGACUAUUUCUUGGAAGUAAGUGGGGCAGUUAUACAUCCUCUUUCGUAUCAACAGGCUAGAAAUUUUCGCUUUCAGUGUGGUCUGGUGUACGUUUCAGAACCCGGAUAUAUGCUUUUUAGAGCUGGAGUUCCUCGCCAUGCAAUCAUUAAGAAGUUUGCUGGAGAAGAGAUAUCACGAGUUGAUGAACUAAUUUGUGUCCUAUCCAAGCUGGCAAAGGGUGCUAGGGUCCCAUUGGAAUAUGUAAGCUACACUGAUCGUCAUCGAAGAAAGUCUGUCUUGGUUACGGUUGAUCGCCAUGAAUGGUAUGCCCCUCCAAAGAUAUACACUCGCGAUGACAGCUCCGGUUUGUGGACAACAAAACCUGCUAUUCAACCCAAAUGUAUGCUACAGUCAUCUCAGGUUAAUGAUAUUGAACAAGGCUUAACUGGUCAAACUGUUCCAUUGAGUGGGGAGGCUACUCAUAUCGAGCAUGUAAAUGAAGGCGGCCAAUCUGAUUUGACUGAUGAUGUUUCCAGUAUGGAAACCAGUUAUGAACUGUUUUCUGGGGAGCCAAAUCUACAGGAUGAAUCUGAUGUUGGAACAAAAAAAAGAAGGGUGUCUGAUUUGUCUGUCAAUGGCAUUACAGUUGCUGAUUGUUCAUUACGGCAUGAAAGUGGAGAAGUAAAGCUGGAGGAUCCACAUUCUGUAGAAACUGAUGUUUUAAGAGAUCAUCAAGGUGCAACAGCUGCAACAGCUAAUGCUUCAUUUGCUGAAAGUGUGAUAGAGCCCACUCUUGUUAUGUUUGAGGUUCAUAUUCCACCAACAAUUAUGCUUGAUGGCGUCCAUUCACAGCACUUCUUUGGGACUGGCUUUAUUGUCUAUCAUUCUCAAGAAAUGGGAUUGGUUGCGGUAGACAGGAAUACUGUUGCAAUAUCUGCCUCUGAUGUUAUGCUGUCCUUUGCUGCUUUUCCAAUUGAAAUUCCAGGAGAGGUGGUUUUUCUCCAUCCAGUUCACAAUUAUGCUCUAGUAUCUUAUAAUCCCUCAGCUCUUGGAGCUGUUGGUGCUUCAAUGGUUCGAGCUGCUGAAUUGCUUCCUGAGCCGGCAUUACAUCGUGGAGACUCCGUCUAUCUUGUUGGAUUAAGUAGAAGCCUGCAAGCAACAUCUAGGAAAUCCAUAGUGACCAAUCCUUGUGCAGCUCUGAAUAUUGGAUCAGCCGACUCUCCACGUUAUAGAGCAACAAAUAUGGAAGUCAUUGAACUUGAUACCGAUUUUGGAAGUACAUUUUCUGGUGUGCUUACUGAUGAGCAUGGAAGAGUUAAAGCUAUGUGGGGAAGCUUUUCAACUCAGUUGAAAUAUGGCUGCAAUACCUCGGAAGACCAUCAAUUUGUUAGAGGUAUCCCUAUUUACACUAUCAGCCAAGUCCUUGACAAAAUUGUGCAUGGUGCAAAUGGACUACCUCUUCUGAUUAAUGGUGUCAGCCGGCCAAUGCCACUUGUCAGGAUUUUGGAGGUUGAGCUUUAUCCUACUUUGCUUUCAAAAGCGAGAAGCUUUGGUCUGAGUGAUCAUUGGGUCAAAGCUCUUGUUAAGAAAGAUCCAAUUAGACGACAAGUUUUACGUGUUAAAGGUUGUUUGGCCGGAUCAAAAGCUGAAAAUCUAUUAGAGCAGGGGGAUAUGGUCUUGGCAGUAAAUAAAGAGCCUGUCACUUGCUUCAGAGAUAUAGAAUAUGCUUGCCAAGCUUUAGACAAGAGUGUUACCAAUGACGAGAAAUUGAACAUGACCAUUUUUCGACAGGGGCAAGAAAUGGAUCUUCUUGUUGGAACAGAUGUAAGGCAUGGGAACGGUACGACACGUGUGAUAAAUUGGUGUGGUUGCAUUAUUCAGGAUCCUCACUCAGCAGUACGGGCUCUUGGAUUUCUUCCUGAAGAAGGUCACGGAGUGUACGUGGCCAGGUGGUGUCAUGGGAGUCCUGUACAUAGAUAUGGUUUAUAUGCUCUCCAGUGGAUAGUUGAAAUUAAUGGGAAAGCAGUACCUGAUUUAGAUGCCUUCAUUAAUGUCGCAAAGGAACUGGGGCAUGGGGAGUUUGUCCGCAUAAAGACUGUCCACUUAAAUGGGAAACCUCGAGUAUUGACAUUGAAGCAGGAUCUUCAUUAUUGGCCUACAUGGGAACUGAGAUUUGACCCCAGCAAUGCGACGUGGACUAGACAAACAAUAAAAGCAUUGAACUCGGUUCUAUCUGAAUAAGGAUUCUGUUAAUGUACACAUACUGUAGGAAUAAACAGCAAUAGUUGAACAGGUAUGCCGAGUUAGGUGAUUUUUUUGGUCUCAGAUUUAUAGUUCACUUUUUUCUGUUUACUAGUUCUAUUAUUUGUUGUACCAUGACUUUUUAUCACAAGAAAUGCAAAUGAAAUACAUGUUGGCGAAAUAAUUAGAUGGGGAAGAUCAAUUUUUUUA